AUGGGAGCAGAUAUGUGGAGCAAAUAUUCUUGUAUCAACUUCAAACACAAUCCCUAUGCUAAGGAUCGAGUCAAAAUAGUAUAUGAAGACGGAUGUUGGUCGAGCCUAGGAAAAAUAGGGGGAGAACAGAAAAUAUCGCUAGGAGAAGGAUGUGGUGUAGCACCAAUUGUUGCUCAUGAGAUUGGCCAUACUAUUGGAUUCUGGCACACCAUGGCAAGNUACGACCGCGACCAGUUCAUCACCUUAAAUCUUGGCAACAUUAAGCAGUCUUGGCUUAGCCAGUUCGCGAAGCAGACACCACAGACAAACGACAACUUUAACCUGACCUACGAUUACGGUAGCAUCAUGCACUACGGAGGAAGGAGUGCCGCGAUUGAUCGAAAAACUCCUACCUUGGUGCCAUUUAAUACCAACUAUCAAGAGACACUUGGUUCGCACUUUAUGUCUUUCAUCGAUUUGCAAAUGAUCAACGAGCUUUAUGGAUGCAAAAAAAACUGUGCUGGUAAAAGAUCGGCGCGAUGUAAAAUGGGCGGUUUCCCCAACCCAAACGACUGCUCUAAAUGUGUCUGCCCUGGAGGAUAUGCUGGAGAUCUGUGUACUGAAAGACCCGAUGAAGGAUGCGGGAGCAAAAUUGAUGCAACGGAAGAAUGGAAGACUCUCACUGAUGUCUUGGGAGACUAUAGUGUACGACAGCCCCUGGAAGAUUUCAAAAAGUGCAAUUACUGGAUCGAAUCUCCCGAAGGAACUGAGAUCAUAGUAGAAAUUGUGAGUCUCAAAGGCCAUCAAGCUGUUGACGGUUGUGUUUAUACCGGUGUGGAAAUCAAGACGAACAAAAAUCAGCAGCUCACUGGUUUCAGGUGUAGUUCUCGUAGUUUUAUUCCUUCAUUCUCAUGA
Molecule: messenger RNA, 894 nt
Organism: Haemonchus placei
Lineage: Eukaryota; Metazoa; Nematoda; Chromadorea; Rhabditida; Trichostrongylidae
Source: the annotation of a GenBank genome assembly